AUGUUCAGAGGCCGCUGGGCAGGCCUACGUGAAGAUUCGAUCCAAGCGGCGAAAUGGGAACAUCAGCAACCUCGUGAUGAGCGUCUUGAGGCUGAGCUGUUUGCUGGCCAGCUAUCGGGAAUCAACUUUGACAAAUAUGAAGAAAUUCCAGUCGAGGCAACUGGGGAGGAUGUUCCGGCACCGAUUUCUCUCUUUGCCGAUUUGAAACUUCAUCCAUGGAUUGUGGAGAAUAUCCAAAAAUCCGGCUACAAUCGCCCGACGCCUGUACAAAAAUACUCAAUUCCGGCUUUGAACAGCGGACGCGACCUCAUGUCUUGUGCACAGACAGGUUCAGGAAAAACGGCUGCUUUCUUGGUGCCUCUUAUUAACGCCAUUCUUCAGGAUGGUCCUGGUGCACAACACCCUCCAACAAUGUCUCACGGCGGUCGUAAAAAACAGUACCCUUCAGCACUGGUACUUUCUCCAACAAGGGAAUUGUCUCUUCAGAUCUACAACGAAUCGCGCAAGUUCAGUUACCGUACUCCAAUCACUUCUGCUUUACUUUAUGGCGGAAGGGAGAACUACAAGGACCAAAUCAACAAACUGCGUCUUGGGUGCCAUAUUUUGAUCGCAACGCCAGGGCGAUUGAUUGACGUAAUGGAUCAGGAGUAUAUCGGCCUGAAAGGCUGUCGUUACCUCGUACUCGACGAAGCUGAUCGCAUGUUGGACAUGGGUUUCGAACCCCAAAUCCGACAGAUUGUGGAUCUUUCUACAAUGCCUCGUAAAGGUGAUCGCGUUACCGCUAUGUUCUCCGCGACGUUCCCUAAGGAUAUUCAGGUGCUUGCACAAGACUUCCUCAUGCCAAAUUAUGUUUUCUUGGCCGUUGGAAGAGUGGGAUCAACUUCGGAAAAUAUUAUGCAGAAGGUGGUUUGGGUUGAGGACCACGAAAAGCGCUCAUAUCUCAUGGACCUGCUCGAUGCUGGCGGUCAAAACUCGCUCACGCUAGUAUUCGUCGAAACAAAGCGAGGAGCUUCUGACCUUUCAUAUUACUUGCAAUCAAAUGGUUACGAGGUGGUAGCGAUUCAUGGCGACUUGAAGCAGUUCGAGCGAGAGAAACAUCUGGAUUCGUUCAGAUCUGGUGUCACUCCUAUAAUGGUAGCCACUGCUGUGGCCGCUAGAGGCUUGGAUAUCCCAAAUGUAAAACAUGUGAUUAAUUAUGAUCUACCUGCCGAGAUUGAUGAGUAUGUGCAUCGUAUUGGUCGUACUGGCCGUGUCGGAAAUAUAGGUCUUGCAACAUCGUUCUUCAACGAGAAGAAUCGUAAUAUCGCUAGAGAUCUUAUGGAUUUAAUCGUUGAAGCGAACCAGGAGCUGCCGGACUGGCUCGAGCGUGUCGCAGGCGACGUGGCUCGCUUCGGAACCCGUAGUGGCGGUAGUCGUGGGGGUCGAGGAAGCGGUGGCCAGAAAUUCGGAGGCCGUGAUCAUCGUAUCCAGUAUAGCAGCAACCAAGGAGGUCAGGGUGGAGGUUUUGGCGGCCAGUCUAGAGGCUUCCAGGGCACCGGUGGUGGUUUUGGUGGUGCUCCAUCGCGUCAGCAGAGCAAUCGCGCUCCUCCACAAGAGGACUGGUUUGGCAACUAG
Molecule: messenger RNA, 1614 nt
Organism: Haemonchus placei
Lineage: Eukaryota; Metazoa; Nematoda; Chromadorea; Rhabditida; Trichostrongylidae
Source: the annotation of a GenBank genome assembly